This is a messenger RNA of Dama dama (fallow deer), 3169 nucleotides long. RefSeq names its product ubiquitin conjugating enzyme E2 K (gene UBE2K). Lineage: Eukaryota; Metazoa; Chordata; Mammalia; Artiodactyla; Cervidae. The transcript is spliced from 8 exons. Gene Ontology annotation, cellular component: nucleus. The record is from RefSeq and is a predicted model, not a curated record. Gene Ontology annotation, molecular function: ubiquitin conjugating enzyme activity; protein binding. Gene Ontology annotation, biological process: protein polyubiquitination; proteasome-mediated ubiquitin-dependent protein catabolic process. The coding region runs from base 87 to 806 and encodes 239 amino acids.
GAGGCGGUGGAGGGAGCGGUGGCGGCGGCGGCGGUGGUCGUAGCGGUGGCGGAGGAGGCGGGUACGAAUCAGCUGCGGGCGGAGACAUGGCCAACAUCGCGGUGCAGCGAAUCAAGCGGGAGUUCAAGGAGGUGCUGAAGAGCGAGGAGAUGAGAACAUUGAGAUUCAGAGAAGUUAAAUUAUUUGUCUGCAAACAUGCACUGUUGGGAUUUAGAUCUAAGUUUGCUGGUGUUUAUAUUGUACCAUGCUCUUCUGACUUGUCAAGUACGAGCAAAAAUCAAAUUAAAGUAGAUCUUGUAGAUGAGAAUUUUACAGAAUUAAGAGGAGAAAUAGCAGGACCUCCAGACACACCAUAUGAAGGAGGAAGAUAUCAACUAGAGAUUAAAAUACCAGAAACAUAUCCAUUUAAUCCCCCUAAGGUCCGGUUUAUCACUAAAAUAUGGCAUCCUAAUAUUAGUUCCGUCACAGGGGCUAUUUGUUUGGAUAUCCUGAAAGAUCAAUGGGCAGCAGCGAUGACUCUGCGCACGGUAUUGUUGUCAUUACAAGCCCUGCUGGCAGCUGCAGAACCAGAUGAUCCACAAGAUGCAGUCGUAGCAAAUCAGUACAAACAAAAUCCUGAAAUGUUCAAACAGACAGCUCGACUUUGGGCACAUGUGUAUGCUGGAGCACCAGUUUCUAGUCCAGAGUACACCAAAAAAAUAGAAAACCUAUGUGCUAUGGGCUUUGAUAGGAAUGCGGUAAUAGUGGCCUUGUCUUCAAAAUCAUGGGAUGUAGAGACUGCAACAGAAUUGCUUCUGAGUAACUGAAACAUAAAGAGAGAUGCUGAUAUAGUCAAGCUUGCCCCUUCUUGGAGGAGCAUCAACAUCUGUUAUUUUUAGGAUUCUGCAUAGAUUUCUUUUAAACUGGCAUUCUUGCCUAAUGAUGUUAUCUAGGCACCAUUGGAGACUGAAAAAAAUCCCUGCUCUGUAAAUAAAGCUAAUUAAACGUCUGUGUAAAUUUAAAAAGGGGAAAUACUUUAAUUUUUUUCUUACUUAAUAGUGUAAAAAUUCUUUUGAGCUAAGCUAAAACCAUGGAAAAAACAUGCUACUUUAGUGUUUAGCAGUAUACCAAGACUAGCAAGAGUUUGCUUCAGGAUUUUGUUGAAUAAUUAAGAUAAUAUUUUGAGUGUGUCAGGGCCAUUCAAAUUGUUGGUGUUGCAUCACAGCUACCUUAACUGUUUUUAACAUGGAUCCUCUGUGCCUGUGAAUUUACUUGCAUGCUUGUACUUGACUUCUUAGGAUGGGUAGCUGAAAAGACCACCAUUUUAAGCAUUUGAGAAUUCUUCAAUAUGAGACUUAUCCAGAAAUGAAGAUGGUGACCUAGUCAGAGCCUUUUUUGUCCUUGUCAACAGACUGGGACAACUUACCUGUUUUUCCCCUCUUUCCACACACAGCUAAUAUUCUAAUAUUAAAUUUCUUUAUAUUUGGUGGGGAAAUGUGCUGAAGGACAGUAUCCCUUGCUCCAUUUUAGGUCAUCCAUUUGGAAUGUUUUGUCACAGUUCUCCACUCUUAAAACUUUCCUAUUACUUAUAUAGGAAUAUAUACAAUAUAUAUACAAUAAUGUAAAAAUGGAGCUGCCAAUUUUGUUUCAUUUUUUUGGUAAAAACAGUAAAUACUUGAUGUUGCAGUAUUCCCAGAUUAAAUGAAAAGAACCCAGCUUAAUUUUUCGGUGAAUUUAACGUCUUUUGAUUUUUAAACUGAUGGAAUUUUUCUUUGAGAACUUGCAAGGAUGAAAUCAACUGCUUGCAGUUUUUUAGCCUGAUUUUGGCUUUAUAGAGAUUGCUUGCACUUCCCCUAUUAACGCGUGAAAGCUGUGUUGGUGUUUUACUGUACAUACUUCAGAUGCACAUAGGGAUAGAAGUGUGUUAUAAAUCUAGCUUUCUUUAUGGUGUUUCUGAUAAUAUGAGAAUUGAAAACUUUACCUUCUCCUGUACAUAGUCAGACUUUCUAUACGUAUUAAAGUUACACUUCACUCUAAGUUCAAAGUUUGAAAAUUAUUAGUUUUGCAAGCUCUAACACUAAUGUGAACAUUUUAUGAAGGGUGAAAUGGAUUUGUGUAGGCAGUUCUAUACAUAGAAACACAGUUCUUAUUAAAUAUUCAGGACCAAUGCGAAAAUAACAAAAAUGUAAUGGAAUCUGAAUGAAUUAAAGUAAGGCUGUAUAUGGAAAGUCAUAUUAUGAAAGGUUUGCUUUCUUCAAGUGUUAUUUAUCCUAAAUUAUAAUGGUUACAUGUUUGGAAAAUAGUUUUGAACCAUAAAUUCAGCAUAAUUUCAUUUGACUUCUCAAUAAUCUUAGAAGCAAUAAAAAGAACCAUUAUUAAAUAUAUUGUAAUGUUAAGAUGUGAAGGUUCUUCCAGAAACUUGUAAGGCUUUCCUAAUCAGUAGUGAAACUCUUGUAGUUGAUUAUUGCAUACUAAACACAAGUUGCUGUUUUUUUCCCCUGUGUUUGCCUAAGUAUAAAUUUCUUUAUACAAUCACCUCCUUUAAUUGUAAUUUAGUUACUUUCUAAAGAUGCCAAAGGAAAAAAGAUUUUCUUUAUUUAUUUUAAAUAGCUAAAACCAUGUACUUUUCUUUAUAUUUUGAGGUAAGGUUGGAAUUGUGUGAAAAUGUGGACAGUUUUGUUCCAUCGUUGUUUAGAAUUAAUUUUUUUUGUUGUUUAGUGGAGGGUGGCUUGGUAAUGUUAGUAAUAUUUGCAUUAUUUUAAAUAUCAAACACCUCUACCCAGUUUACUAUUUGCCUGUAUUAUCAGGGUAUAUUUAAUUGUCCUGUGGUUUGACAAAUGAGAGAGAGAACUCAGAAGUUACUAAGGGUCAAGCAUUGUAUACUUUGCUCUUGGAGGCAGCUGUAACUUGCCUAUGACUUUUAUGCACAUUAGCCCCUUAGGGUAUACUCAUCUAACUGCAGUUCAACAUCCCCAGUGCCCAGGAAAUGGAAAACUACAAUAUUUGGUAUGAGAGGUUCUCCAUAAUGGAUUUUCAUUUCAAAAAUUUACCUCAUUUACAUUUAAUGUGAUUAUCUGUUUUCUGGUAUAUUUCCCACUAUCGCCUUCUUACUGGGUGUUUUGGCUUUUUUUCCCCUAUUUUCUACAGGUAGAUUUAUUUCCCCAAACAGAAAUAAAGGCAGUUGCUUUUU